AUGGUGAUCGGUUUCAAGGACGUCAUCGUAUUCUUCCCACCAGAAGAAUGGGAGUUGCUGACCAAGGAACAGAAACAGCUCUACUGGGAUAUUCUGAAGGAAAACUACCAAUCUCUGGUCCUCAUUGGAUGCCCGGUCACCUCAACGGAAAUCUUAGCCUGGUUUAAAAGUAACAAAUGCCAGGACCUCCAAGUAUUGCAGAGACUGAUAGAAGACCCUCUUCCUGAGAUCCCUUCUAUAGGAAAAAUGGACACGGACAGCCCUCUUGAGAACACCUCUAGUGAGUUGGACGCCUCCUGUAGCAAAGCCCAGGGGCCUCCUGGACAGUCUUGCGUAUCGGCAACUGAACAGGGGAGCAUGCCCGAUUCUGGCGGAAACCUAUGGACAGAACCCAUGGAGCAGGGUUUAAGUCACGCGAGGCUAGAGAACAUGCCAAGGCUAUGCUACAUGCUUCUGCCUAUACCCUCGGUGCCUGAUGUGGUGCCGGAAAAGCCUGCCGCGCUGCAGUCUCACAGGAUGACAAUCCUGCCCCAGCGUGAUUUGGCCACGGAUGCAGAACACCCUGCCCAGAAAAAAACGCUAUUUGCGGGUGCCGCUUGUGAUGAGAACCCCGCAGGCUCGCAUGGGCAGGCUGUGGCGCCGGCACCGAGCACAACUCCACCCUCUCCCCCGGAAGUCCCCGCUGAGAAGAAAAAACUCUACUUUUGUGGUUGGUGCAAAGAACCAUUCAAACUGGAGAUUAAUUUGGAAGUGCACUAUAGGUAUUGUCGCCAGAAGCAAAGGCAGCAGCUCAGGCCUGCCUUGAGAGAUAAGAAGGCUUCCAGCGGGCAGGACGCAAGCGGGUCAAGCAGCACUGGGGACUCGGCGGGUUCUGCCCAGCACCCGUCGUCCGAUGGCGGCAAGAGACCCUCCGUGCAUUCCAGACUAGGCCAACCUCAACAGAGACUAAGAGUGGUAAAAAAGAGAGCAAUUUAUGGUGCCGGCAGGGGUACCAGCAAGCGUUGGUGCAAUUUGAUGGCGACGAUCUGUGCAAUGAAGAAGCUGAACCGGUGUUUGGGAUGCGGGGAAAAGUUCGUGUACAAGUGGCAACUCUUGGCUCAUGUGAAAGUUUGCAAGAGAGACGGGGUCCCAAAGCCCCAGGACUUGCCCACAAAGGGGCUCCCCAACAGGGUCAAAACACAAGAGCCUUUCGACGACGCCCUGGCUGAGCGUCCGAGCACCUCUAAAGACACGACGGUGUACCCCUACAACAAACGCGGCAAGAAUUUAUCCACCCCCCACGCAUCCCAUGAGGAAUACAGGUACAAGUGCCUCAGGUGUGGGAAGCUCUUCCACUUCCAGAGCGCAGCAAAAAGGCACCAAAAACAGCACAAGAAAGGCAGAAGCAUCACCUGCACAACAUGCGGAGAAACAUUUGGUGGUACCGAAUGUUUUUGCAUGAUAGAAAGAAUCAAUGUCACUCCCGAUUUGGAGGAAGGGAAAUAA
Messenger RNA from Notechis scutatus (mainland tiger snake), 1485 nucleotides. NCBI's taxonomy places the organism in Eukaryota, Metazoa, Chordata, Lepidosauria, Squamata, Elapidae. The record is from RefSeq and is a predicted model, not a curated record.